Molecule: messenger RNA, 1014 nt
Organism: Phytophthora sojae
Lineage: Eukaryota; Oomycota; Peronosporomycetes; Peronosporales; Peronosporaceae
Exons: 1
Coding region: 98-979 (293 amino acids)
Source: RefSeq, a predicted model, not a curated record
GACCAAACGGAAAGGGCGCGCUCCAAAGUCGAGACAAAUCCACGUGCUGGUGGUGGUUCCGGAGGGGGCAGUUGGUUCAGCGAGCGAGACUUCCAGGAUGGAUCAAGUGGUCCAAGAGGUGCACGAAAUUCAUGCGCAAACUGUGCUGACCAAGCGCAAGACAUAUGUCCACUCGAAGGUGGGUUCGACCGAGUACAAGGAACUUCUGGACGCCUUCAACAUUAAGGUGCAACCUGUGCGUAAAGCUGCUGCUAAGUGGGGUGAAGUCAAGGGGUUCACAUGGGACAUGAAACUCAGCGAGGAGAAGCAGAAAGAUGAAUAUCGCGAGUAUGUUGACAGCAACAUUGGCGAGCUUCUCCAGGAGGAGAAGCUUUGUGUGUUCGGUGUGGAAAAUACGACAGAUAUUCUCCGAGUUGUUGUCAACGGCUCCAACAUUGAGCUCCGGGGUCGCACCGCUCUUCUCAUACUCAGUGAUAUCGUCAUGGAGAGCGCGGAUUAUGCGCUGGACUUGCCUGAAGUGAAGAUGCUGAUUGAAGUGAAGAAAAAGGUUGAAAGACAAUCUGUCUUCCAGGCGAUGUCAGAGCUAAUUGCUCUGGCUCUGCUUGCCGACGACCCAGUGGUUGCACUGCUUACUGACUUCAACGGCGAUUGGCGAUUCUUCUGGGUCGCCGGGAAGGAAAACAAUACCACUUGCGUCAACAAAGUGAACAUUACGAAUCCAGGUGAAGCUUUCGAGUUGAUCAGGCAGCUACUGAAGCCUACGGAUAUCAUGACCCCAGUGCUUCAAGACCCUGUGAAGCGCCAGAAGUUAUCCCGGGUGUUGCCGUCCAUCAGCGAGUCCAGUGAAAGUGGCGGGAUUCGUGAGAGCAUCGAACGAUACUAUGACAUCGCCAGUUGUUUAGGCCCCGACUUGGACAUGGCGCGUGCUGUGGCUAGACAGGUCACUCGAUCUAUUCCCACGUUAAGUUAUUUCAGCUAAUUCUUGCUUUGGCAUGCUGCAUUAAUAAUUUUUUU